Spinacia oleracea (spinach) is the source of this 1311-nucleotide messenger RNA. RefSeq lists its product as uncharacterized. Bases 1 to 1311 code for a protein of 436 amino acids. The record is from RefSeq and is a predicted model, not a curated record. Lineage: Eukaryota; Viridiplantae; Streptophyta; Magnoliopsida; Caryophyllales; Amaranthaceae. The transcript has 5 exons.
AUGGAGCUGGAUAUAGUGGAGGAGGAAGUAGAGAUUGAGCUAGUGGGUCCAAUGGAUAUAGCGGAGCAGCAAGCCGCAACGCUAGCGGAGCAGCAAGCCGCAACGCUAGCGGAGCAGCAAGCCGCAACGCUAGCGGAGCAGCAAGCCGCAACGCUAGCAGAGCACCAAGCCGCAGCGGAGCACCAAGCCGCAGCGGAGCACCAAGCCGCAAAUGGAGCUGAUCCGAUGUCCCUAGCCUUGAAAGAUGGAGGGUAUUUAUUAUAUUUAGCCGAUGCUUUAGCCGACGUGAUUCAUGAUCAGGACCGAAAUGGAGCUGAUGUAAAUGAUUAUGUGAAUGACGACCAGAUAUUGUUUAAUCAAUGGAAUUGUCCGAAUGUGGAUCAUGAUGUGAAUAAGAUUACUCAGGAGAAGAAUGAUCAUGAUGCUGCUGAGAUUGAGGUGGACGUGAAGGAGGCAAGUGAUGAUUCGAAUGCUGAUGUGAAUAACUCCAACCAGGGUGUAGUGAAUGAUGAAGAUGCUGAGGAUAAGGAGGUGAAGGAGAAGAAAAAUGAGAAUAAUGAUGAUGAGGAGGCGCCGAAGAAUGAGGAGGAGGAGAAUUAUAAGGAGGUGAAGGAGAAGAAAAAUGAGAAUAAUGAUGAUGAGGAGGCGCCGAAGAAUGAGGAGGGGGAGAAUUAUGAGGAGGUGAGGCAGAAGAAAAAUGAGAAUAAUGAUGAUGAGGAGGCGCCGAAGAAUGUGGAGGGGGAGAAUUAUGAGGAGGUGAGGCAGAAGAAAAAUGAGAAUAAUGAUGAUGAGGAGGCGCCGAAGAAUGAGGCGCCGAAGAAUGACGAGGAAGAAGAGGUCCCGAAACAUGAGGUGGAUCAAGCUGCUGCAGGGCAGAAUGAAAAUGAGCGGAUCACUGAUGAAAAGAGUGCCGAUGAGGAGGCGCCGAAGAAUGACGAGGAAGAAGAGGUCCCGAAACAUGAGGUGGAUCAAGCUGCUGUAGGGCAGAAUGAAAAUGAGCAGAUCACUGAUGAAAAGAGUGCCGAUGUGUCGAAUGUAGGGAAGAAUGAAAACAAGAACAAGAGUACAAAAACAGAUGAAGAUGAUGCUGAUGUUGAUUUACCAGUCCUACAAUGUCAUGGCCGAUGGGCAAGCAUGAAAUCAUGCUACAUUGUAGUCGGGGAAAGAUCAUGGAUGGACGAUCAGGUAGAUAAUCAGCUCGACAACCCUACUGUCACCGGAGAAUGGUUGUUGUAUCAUGCGAUGACCAGCAAAUUCAAUGAGAAAAGAAGAAUGGCAAUGGAGCUAAUUGAAAACAGUCCUGCAAUAUGA